UCUCCUCCUCUCGACUUGUUCUUCAUCGUCUCUCCAUUCACGCCACCGUAACAUUUGAAUUAGGGUUUUGGUUCAUUCCUAUAUGCAUCCGGGAAACCUAUGGGGAGGGACGCUGGACGCGGCGGACGGAGACAGAGCCGCCACCGCGGCGGAGGAGGAGCUCCGGCUGCGGGAAGCGGCGGAGUGGGACAGAGGGGCGAUCCACUCGCAACGGCUCAUGGGUGAGAGCCAAAGGUACCUGGACGAGACUCAGCAGAGCUGGUUGCUUUCGCCGCAAGAAACGUUGAGGAAUAAGAAGAAGAAGAAGCACGUAAACCUAGGGUGCGUUUCCGUGAGCCGCAAGGCAUUCCUCUGGACCGUCGGAUCGAUCGCCGUUGCUUUCGUCGUCGUCGGCCUUCCUAUCAUCGUCGCCAAGUCUUUGCCGCGUCACAAGUCUGCCCCUCCUCCGCCUGAUAAUUACACUCUUGCCCUCCACAAGGCUCUCCUCUUUUUCAAUGCCCAGAAAUCGGGUAAACUGCCCAAGAACAAUGGGAUAUCGUGGAGAGGGGACUCCGGGCUGAACGACGGGUCGGCGGAGGUGGCCGGAGGACUGGUCGGAGGGUACUACGACGGCGGAACGAACGUCAAAUUCCAUUUUCCGAUGGCGUUUUCAAUGACGAUGCUGAGUUGGAGUCUGAUUGAGUAUAGCCACAAAUUCAAAGCCAUCAAAGAGUAUGAUCACGCGAGAGAUCUCCUCAAAUGGGGCACAGAUUAUCUUCUCCUCACUUUCAACAAUUCCGCUGUUCAAUUAGACAAAAUCUACAUUCAGGUCGGUGGAGGUACGAGAGAUUCAAGAACACCGGACGACAUCUACUGUUGGCAGAAACCGGAAGAUAUGUCCUACGCACGUCCGGUUCUGUCCUCUGACGCUGCGACCGAUCUCGCGGCCGAAAUGGCUGCAGCCUUGGCCGCAGCCUCCAUCGUCUUCCAGGACAAACCCGCCUACUCAAAAAAACUCGUAAAAGGAGCGGAAACCCUCUGGCCAUUCGCGAGAAGCCGCUCUAGACGACGAUCUUAUUCCCGAGGGCAACCCGUGAUCGAAGAGUUCUACAAUUCGACGAGUAUAUAUGACGAGUUCAUGUGGGGAGGAGCCUGGUUGUACUAUGCGACGGGGAAUACGAACUAUAUCCAAGUGGCUACUGAUCCUAGGUUGCCUACGACGGCGAGAGCUUUCUCGGGUCGGCCUGAUUUGUUCGUACCGAGUUGGAACAACAAGUUGCCCGCGUCCAUGUUGUUGAUGACUCGGUACAGGAUGUUCUUGAGUCCGGGUUAUCCGUACGAGGACAUGCUCAGGAUGUACCAUAACAUGACUGGUGUUACAAUGUGUUCGUAUCUGAAACAGUACAACGUCUUCAACUGGACUAGAGGCGGGCUUAUAGAGCUGAACAUGGGAAGGCCGAGGCCGCUUGAAUAUGUGGCACAUGCAUCGUUCUUGGCUUCUCUUUUCGCAGAUUAUAUGAAUGCCACUGGAGUUCCUGGAUGGUAUUGCGGUCCGACGUUCAUUUCUAACGUCGUUCUGAAGCAGUUCGCCACUUCUCAGGUUGAUUACAUUCUGGGGAAGAAUCCAUUGAACAUGAGCUUCGUGGUGGGGUUCGGAAGCAAAUUCCCCAGGCACGUUCACCAUAGAGGAGCCACGAUACCGAGCGAUCGGAAGAGACGUAGCUGCAGCGAAGGGUGGCAAUGGAGAGACACGAAAAAUCCUAACCCUAACAACAUCGUAGGAGCAAUGGUCGGAGGUCCCAACAGCUUUGAUCAGUUCCACGACCUGCGUCACAAUUACAACGCGAGUGAGCCUACUCUUGCUGGAAACUCGGGCCUUGUCGCCGCACUCGUGUCGUUGACGAACAGCGAAAGCCAUGGUAUCGACAAGAACACGAUCUUCAACGCCGUUCCUCCGCUCUAUCCGAAGACCCCUCCGCCGCCUCAGCCAUGGAAACCUUGAGAAAAGUUUUCAGAAGAUGUUACAGUUU
This is a messenger RNA of Tarenaya hassleriana, 2009 nucleotides long. RefSeq names its product endoglucanase 7. Gene Ontology annotation, biological process: carbohydrate metabolic process. The record is from RefSeq and is a predicted model, not a curated record. Lineage: Eukaryota; Viridiplantae; Streptophyta; Magnoliopsida; Brassicales; Cleomaceae. The coding region runs from base 83 to 1981 and encodes 632 amino acids. The transcript is spliced from 6 exons. Gene Ontology annotation, molecular function: hydrolase activity, hydrolyzing O-glycosyl compounds.